GCGCCUGGGAAGGUUAAAGUUGAAGCGGAACUGAAGCAGAAGCAAACUUUUCUGGUUGAUACUAAUGUGAGAAGGCGAUAGCUGCUGUUGUUAUGUUAUUCAAGUCACUAGUAGGGAGUGCCUGCACUCUACUUGGAGCUGCAACAGCCUUCAAAUUUGCACCUGUGGAAGUCCAGGCCCAAGCAGCUGCUCUCCUUCACAGCGCAGUAAGGAAAUCCUCUCUGGUGGAACAAGCAAAUAUGAGGGUUGAACUUCUCCCAGCACUGAGUGACAAUUACAUGUACCUCCUGAUUGAUGUGGACUCCAGAGAAGCAGCUAUUGUUGACCCUGUGGAGCCAAUAAAGGUUGUGGAAGCUGUCAGAAAACAUGGCGUGAAACUCACAACAGUUCUGACCACUCACCACCACUGGGAUCAUGCUAGUGGCAAUGAGAAGAUGGUAAGGCUAAUGCCAGGACUGAAGGUCUAUGGAGGAGAUGACAGAGUUGAUGCAAUUACAAAGAAGGUUUCUCAUUCCAACAGUUUCAAACUUGGAUCACUCAAUGUCAAAUGCCUGUUUACACCAUGUCACACGACUGGUCACAUCUGCUACUAUGUGACAAAAGAAAACAGCACUGAGCCACCAGCUGUUUUCACAGGGGACACGCUGUUUGUGGCUGGUUGUGGUAAAUUCUUUGAGGGUACAGCGGAGCAGAUGUACAAAGCCUUGAUAGAGAUCCUGGGAUGCCUGCCUCCUGAAACACGUGUUUACUGUGGUCAUGAGUACACCGUCAGCAAUCUGAAAUUUGCACGUCAUGUGGAACCAGACAAUGAAGUCAUUCAGAAGAAGCUAGCAUGGGCAAAGGAGAAAUGCAGCAAUGGAGAACCGACCAUCCCGUCCACUUUGGCAGAUGAAUUCACAUUUAACCCCUUUAUGAGAGUAAAAGAGAAGUCCGUGCAAGACCAUGUAAAGCAGACCGACCCGAUUGAAACUAUGAGAAGUCUCCGGAAAGAAAAAGAUGGCUUCCGGGUGCCGAAGGAGUGAUGUCCACUGCACUCAUGCUGACUUUUUCUGACCAACUGCUUACAACCGUGCGAGCUGUCAACAGUAUACUAAUCUGCAAUUCAUCUUCAAAUCCAUUUCAAAGCACAAACUUUAUAACACUAUAUUCAGCCCUUAUAUGGCUUUAAAUUAUUUUAGUUGUGUUUGGUUUGUUGGUUUGUUUGUCAGAUGUUGAGUGAUAGUUUUAAGGAAUAUAUGGCCAUUAAUUCAAACACUUCAAAUAAGAGAAAUGAGUUUGUUAAUCUGUAAAUGGGAGUUUUAGAGUCUAUUUAGUAUUAUGUUGUAACAUAUUGAUGUACAAACUAAUAUUUCAUGAAGUGUUCAAAUUCAAAAACUUCAACAAGACAGGGAGCCUGAGGAACAAAUGUCAGAAUAUGUGUAAAAUUUCUGUAAAUUGAUAAAGUAAUUUCUGUAAAGAUUCGUAUCAAUGUUUUAUUCUGACCUGGAAUGUUGAAUGGCAUGCGACUUAUUUCCAUAUUUCCUUUGAAGCCAAUAAGAUAAGAUAUAACUAUUAAUACCCUGUAGGGGAAAUUUCGGUCGACAUAGCAGCACAAAGUUAAGUUUGGUUGUUUAUUACGUAAAGUGCAUUUUUAUUUCUUACUUCAUUGAAAACCAUUCUGUCAAGCAUUGUCUACGUAUUGGUGUGUCAGCAUUAAAUGUUAGAUAUCCUGAAUGCUGUUGCAUGUAAAGUACAAUCUUACAAAGAAUAUUGCAUGAUGUUCGUUUGAAAAAGCAAACACAUUUAUUUUAAUUCAGUAGAAAUAAAAGUCUCACAUUCAAAAUGUA
Molecule: messenger RNA, 1826 nt
Organism: Micropterus dolomieu (smallmouth bass)
Lineage: Eukaryota; Metazoa; Chordata; Actinopteri; Centrarchiformes; Centrarchidae
Product: hydroxyacylglutathione hydrolase, mitochondrial-like
Exons: 9
Coding region: 93-1022 (309 amino acids)
Biological process (GO): glutathione metabolic process
Cellular component (GO): mitochondrion
Molecular function (GO): hydroxyacylglutathione hydrolase activity
Source: RefSeq, a predicted model, not a curated record